GCUGAAUGGGUACCAUGAUGAAAGUUGGAGCACGUUUUCUUCUUGAUGGCCGAACCGCUCACCCUCGAAAAUUACAAGGCGCAGCUUGACGAGGAGGACCCUUUCGACGCUGAAGACAUGGAGGAGCUGAGCCACUCUGAAACCUUCGAUUUCGAGUCCAUGCGACUCCCUCGAGUGGUUGGACAGGUUGGUGAUGAAGGGGAAGGUGGUCCUCGGAGAUAUAGCACGUCCCCUGCCGGUUUAAAGCGUGUGUUUGGGCGCGAAAGAGUCCACGACCAAUCGUCUGAUGACGGGAAGGAAGAGAGAGACUAUGAUCACGAACCUUGUGACAAGCUCCCUGGGGACCAUGAUACAUGGGAGAAUGACAGACUCUUCUUCUUCGACAAGCAUCACCGGUUCACUCCGGAGGAUGUCUGGGGACACAACGUCGUCUGGCGCCCGAGGAUAUUCCAACCUGCUGUAAAGAAUGGCAAGUGGGUCAUGGCAAUGAAGGAAGCCAAUGGCAAGUGGAGUGGCAUGAACCGACUGGGAGUGGGUCCAUUUAAGAAAAAGGCGAGAGAUGCUUUGGUGGAGCAUUUGAGUCUUAUGAACCCAGAAAGGAGCUUCUCGGAUGUCACUGUGUAUGAAGGCCAGAAACUCCGCGAGUUGUACGAUGACAACAUGUUGGAGUUUCGAGCGUCUUUCUACACACUCGAAACGGCACCGUCUCGUGGCAUUGACAGACGCAUGCCGCAACCGCCAUCGGGCGGUCAGCAUCCGGGAACGGGUGGAGGAGGAGACGAAGGAGACGGCGGAGGUGACGGAGGAGACGACUCACAAUUUGCCGGAAAGGGGUUGGGCGAAACAUCGUCGGGAGAUAAGGCGUCCGGCGGAAAGGGGUCAGGCGGAAAGGGGUCGGGCGGAAAGGGGUCGGCUGGAAAGGGGUCAGGCGGGAAGGGGUCGGGCGGGAAGGGGUUGGGCGGGAAGGGGUCGGGCGGAAAGCGUAGAACGUCCGGGAGUCCCCAGUAUAGGGAAACUGACAGCCACUGCGUAGGGAGUCGAGAUUCCGACAUGCGAAACGUGGUCACCCUGAGGUCCAAUAAAGUGCGAGUAGAUUCACACUUGUCUACGAGGAUUUUGUUUCCCGAUGCCGAGGAGAGUCCGUCCCGCCGUGCGGAGCAGAGGUCUCUUGUGAACAACACCUUCCUCCUGGAAGCGGGCGAACGUCUACAGCAUACGUUGGGCACAGGGUUCCCCUGCUCACCUCCGUUCUCAUAUGUUGAGACUCGAGAGUGGCGGUCUCGCAACGUGCUGGAGAGGCCCGCUGCAGGUGUGUUGGAGACCGGGAGUGGCAAGUACGAACGUCAUGCUUCGGAGGGUGUACCAGUCGACGUUGACAGCAAGAGUACAGCGGCUCCUGGGGAAGAGGAGCGCUCUCCGGGAGUGCAUGCAGUACAGCGGGAAGAGGAGACUCAACACUGGCAGUCUCGCAAAGUGUUGGAGACCGGGGGUAGCGAGUAUGAACGUCAUGCUUCGGAGGGUGCGUCCGUGGACACUGACAGCAAGAGUACAGCAGCUCCGGGGGAAACGCAUGCUCUGCAGCGGGAAGAGGAGAAUCAACAUUGGCCGGCUCGCAAAGUCAUGAAGGGGCUCGACGCAGGAGUGCUGGUGAUCGGGACGUCCGAAGAGGUUCUGCACAGUCGUUCCGUUGUGGCCAUGACGCAAGAGGGUGUCGUUAAGGGAGGGCGGUGGACGUUCGUGGAAGCUCGCCUUCUUGGCGAUGAGGAAGGCGAAGAAGAACCCGUGGUGGAAGCUCGGGUUUAUGGCGAUGAGAAAGGCAGAGAACCCGUGGUGGAAGGCGGUGAGGUGAUGGUCGACAUCCAGAUGGAUCCACAGCGGAUAGAUGAUAAUUCUUAGCCCACCCGUUGUGGUGAAGAACAAGGUGAUCAAGCGUCUGUCCUCAGUAUCGGUCGGGAAAUGGUACUUAAUGAAGCCAUCGAGUUGGG
Chara braunii is the source of this 1985-nucleotide messenger RNA. The record is from the annotation of a GenBank genome assembly. NCBI's taxonomy places the organism in Eukaryota, Viridiplantae, Streptophyta, Charophyceae, Charales, Characeae.